CAAAGUUGCAUGCUCUUCUUUUUGUCUAGAUUUCUCAUGCAACACUUCCUUCCAACCAUCAGACGAGACGCUAUAAUCUGAAAACAUAGUUUUAUUUUUGUUCCUCAAGUGUUUGUUUCCUGCGCCGUUCUUUUCUUUGGUCUUUUAACAGCGCCGACGAUCCACGUGGCCGUGUCAGAAGGGGUUGGGUCUGGGUGGGAGUCAGCGGCCAAUGGCAAAGCUUUGCUAUUGAUUGCAGUAUUUAUGAAGAGUUUUGAUGGGCAACAGCGGAGAUCAGGUCCUGUCAGAUGCAAGGUGAGCAGACGGCGACGAUGAUUCCCCGGACACUCAGGAUAGUCAGCUGCCUGCUGCUGAUGUCAGGUCUGCUGGAUGCAACAUCUUUGAUGAAAGUGAAGACUCCUGCACUGAGCAUCGAAUCUGCCCAGGCAAAUGAUUUCUUGGCUAAUUCUCGACCCAAGAGAAACGCUGAUCCAAAGUGGUACAGAGGAACUCCAGAUUUUCAAUCCUACUACCGUUUCUACAACAGCAUCGGUCACAUCGAGGGGCUCUAUGAGAUCGACAGGCUUCGGAUGCUGUACCAGCAGAUGCGCUCUUUUGAGGUGAUCUACGGCCCAGAUGCCUCAAGUUACCAAAGUGUCAUGGGUGUGUUGACCAGCGCCGCACCCCCUACUACCACCACUCAGCCUCCUCCACCUCCCACCACACCAGCUCCAACUCCAGACCCCCUGAAGGACGCUCAGAAGAUCUACCUGUGCAAUCCCAGAGACCCCCUCUGUAAACCUCAGAUCGUCUACCUGCCAACUGGAGCUGUCCCAGUGCUGUGCGACCCACGCAGCAACCCAGCCUGCAGACCCAAGACUGAAGAAGAGAUCAAAGCUGCAGCUCCUCCUCCACCGCCACCACCUCCUCCUGCUCCUAAAAAGUCCACCCCACCUCCACCUCCGCCUAUCACCGCCAAGGGUAUGGAGUAUGACUGUGACCCUUACUGGGACCCCGACUGCCUCGUUGACCACCCUCCCCGCCCUGUCCAGGAAACAACAGCCCCUGAGGCACCUGUUGAGGAGAAAGUAGUAAAAGAAGAAGUUAAAAAAGUUGAGGAGAGUGUUCCAGCUGCCAAACAGGACACCUUAAACCCUUAUUUUGACCCUUACGACUUUAAGCGAGACCUGUUCGACCCCUUCCGUUAUGCCAAUCCUGAACCCGAAGACUAAAAAGAUUCCUGCAGCAAACAAUGAUGCAACAAGACGGACCAAUGGAAGUGAACAUAUUGUAUGCGUCACAUUCACAUUUUUCUUUGAAAAAUAAAACUAUAUUAAAAGAUCUAUGUAACUAACAAGUGCUAAUGUGAUUGAUUAAGUCUCCCACUGGACAGACACAAUUAUUAUUAUUUUUUAAAAGCUCUACUUUUCUUUACUGUAUUUUGGGCUGUUCCUACAUGUGAGCUUCAGUUAAUUCUCUCAUUUCAUAGAACAUACAGGAGAACGACAGACCCCUAUUUAUUGUAUUUUAUUGUGUUUAAUUAUCUUUGUUUUUUCCCCAUCGAAGAUACGAAUAUAUUUUGCAAAUUAACAUGAACAUAAAUACAUUAUUUUUUCCCCUCAUGUAUCCAUUGACCAAUAAUGUGGAGCCUUUUUUAGUAGAAAAUAUAAAAUAGCGAACUG
This is a messenger RNA of Synchiropus splendidus (mandarinfish), 1661 nucleotides long. RefSeq names its product actinodin3 (gene and3). The transcript has 6 exons. NCBI's taxonomy places the organism in Eukaryota, Metazoa, Chordata, Actinopteri, Syngnathiformes, Callionymidae. The coding region runs from base 288 to 1211 and encodes 307 amino acids. The record is from RefSeq and is a predicted model, not a curated record.